AAUGGCUUAGAACAAUAAGGGUGCUGACAAAGUCGAGUUUAUGGGUAUGUAGAUGCCUGCGCAAUCUCGUGGAGUACAAUAACUACCUCAAACGGAUGAUCGAGCGCGGCCCUGUGAAGACUGAGACAAUGGCAACACUGGAGAAAUUCGAGCAUGGCAUGGGCUUGACAUUGAAAAAUGCGUGGCUUCAUGCCGAGGCAGUGCAGACCACCGACCUUCCGCUUCUGAUUGAAUACAUUCACGAUAUUUUAAUCUAUUGCCUCGAGCGCCCAGACUAUCUGCCGAACAAGAAGAUGGACAACUGCCAAGAAGUCACAGUCAUUCACUUUCUGCUCGGAUUAUGCAGACAGCUAGACUCGAUCGAUGAAUCACGAGUCAUGCCGUUGCUGGCGGAGAAGCGUAUUUUUGCGCUACUGGCAAUGCAUUUAAGCGCACACAUCAACCUCUUGAACGCGGCAGACGUCGGUGUUGGUGCCGAAGUGCUUGCACUAAUCUGCAGUACAGAAGACUUUGACUCACACGAUGACUAUUACGUGGAUUCGCCCGAAGCCGAGUCCGCACUCCUUUCCUUUUACGACGACUACCUCGAGGAGGCAACAGAAGACCUCGACACGCGCAAACGAUUGCGCCCACUGCUUGACGCGGCCGCACCCGUUUGCAGCUACUGUCCGACUGCUAUGAUCUCUGCUGCCAAUGAGAACAGCAGCAGCACAUAUGAGCCGACGGUGUACACGUUGCUGCUGACAGGCAUGUGUCUGCUGCUAGCGCUCUUCCUGCUGACGCGGCUGCUGGUGGCGCUACGCAAUAAGAACAAGCUGCUGGCCUGGUCUACGGGGUUUUACGUGUUGUGUCUGCUCUGGACGGGUGUGCGUGCCGCCUACUGGAUCAUCAUGUCGGCGCAGUCUAGUAUGCGCUACCUGACGCUCUACCUGCUCUACUGGUCACCCACGCCCAUCCAGUUCGCCAACUUCUCGCUGCUCAUCCUGUUCUACAUGCAGGUGCUCACUGGUCAAGAGUGGCGCUCUAAGUGGCGCAAUGUCUGUCUCCCACUCUAUCUACUACUCACCAUGACCAUGGCCACGUUCACGGUAGUUUGGGCGUUCAAUUCGUCCAAUGACAUAUCCAAGGCAGCGCAGCAAGGAGAUGAAUACGACCAGGAAUUCUCUAGAGUAUCGGACGUCAGUGUACAGCUGAAGUACUCGGCGUUCUCCUUCUUCCUGCUGAGUGUGCUGUUCGGCUUCUUCGGCUGGAAAAUGGCCAACGUGGAAAGCUGGAAGCGAAGGCGACUGCUGAUUUCAAGGCCACGAAGUCUGGCAGUGAUCAAUUCGCUGUUAUGUUUCAUCUUUUUUACAAGAGGAAUUCGGGAUCUGGCAACGUCUCAAAGCUGGUUCCUGAGCAUUUGGAACAACCUAGACAUGAACGGCCGCGUGACCACAGUCGCCUACUUUGUGUUCUUCUGUUUCUGGGAGUUCCUACCUACAAUACUAUUGCUCUGCUUGAUUUCAUCGAAAGCUGGUGGGGUUGGAGCACCAAAGCAUGGGCCAGCGUCCCAAAAGUUACCUGAUUACGGUAUUUUCCACAUCAUUAACACUGGUGAGGGCAAGCUUCUGGCUGCAAGUCCGCUUGGAACAAGCGCCUAUAGCUCCUAUGGAACGCGAACCGAAGGCUCAGUUGGAUUUGAGCAAGAACCCGAGCGUGAGCGCCCGCGAUGGACACAUGGGGGUGAUCUCUUUCAAGAUCCGUUGCGCUAUGACUCGGACGAUGGACCGAUGCCGUCACCACGUCAUUUAUCGGAUAGUUACAAUAGCGACGCAAGUAACAGCAACUGCUACUACGAUCGAGUACCAGGUCAUUCAAUGAGAACUUAA
This is a messenger RNA of Phytophthora nicotianae INRA-310, 1868 nucleotides long. RefSeq lists its product as hypothetical. The coding region runs from base 96 to 1868 and encodes 590 amino acids. NCBI's taxonomy places the organism in Eukaryota, Oomycota, Peronosporomycetes, Peronosporales, Peronosporaceae. Gene Ontology annotation, biological process: positive regulation of TORC1 signaling. The record is from RefSeq and is a predicted model, not a curated record. Gene Ontology annotation, cellular component: lysosomal membrane. The transcript has 11 exons.